Messenger RNA from Salvelinus sp. IW2-2015, 536 nucleotides. NCBI's taxonomy places the organism in Eukaryota, Metazoa, Chordata, Actinopteri, Salmoniformes, Salmonidae. The record is from RefSeq and is a predicted model, not a curated record.
GAUUGACUCCCCUCUGUUAGAACGUGGACAUUCUGAAGGACCCAGAGACGGUGAAGCAGCUAGGCAGCAUCCUGAAGACCAACGUCCGGGCCUGUAAGGCCGUGGGACACCCCUUCGUUAUCCAGUUAGGACGCAUUUAUCUGGACAUGCUCAACGUCUACAAGUGCCUCAGCGAAAACAUCUCCGCAGCCAUCCAGACCAACGGAGAGAUGGUGACGAAACAGCCCUUGAUCAGAAGUAUGAGGACGGUGAAAAGAGAGACGCUCAAACUCAUCUCGGGCUGGGUUAGCAGAUCCAGCGAUCCACAGAUGGUGGGGGAGAACUUUGUUCCGCCGCUGCUCGACGCCGUUCUCAUCGACUACCAGCGCAACGUCCCCGCCGCCCGGGAGCCCGAGGUCCUCAGCACCAUGGCAACCAUCGUCAACAAGCUGGGCGGACACAUCACCGGGGAGAUCCCGCAGAUCUUCGAUGCCGUGUUCGAAUGCACGCUCAACAUGAUCAAUAAAGCCCAGAUGAUGAGUCCAGCACCAGUUUGA